Hirundo rustica (Barn swallow) is the source of this 5047-nucleotide messenger RNA. It is a transcript of the gene PRDM4, whose product is annotated as PR/SET domain 4. The record is from RefSeq and is a predicted model, not a curated record. Bases 68 to 2470 code for a protein of 800 amino acids. Gene Ontology annotation, cellular component: cytoplasm; nucleus. Lineage: Eukaryota; Metazoa; Chordata; Aves; Passeriformes; Hirundinidae. Gene Ontology annotation, biological process: regulation of transcription by RNA polymerase II; cell fate commitment; transcription by RNA polymerase II. The transcript is spliced from 11 exons. Gene Ontology annotation, molecular function: DNA-binding transcription factor activity, RNA polymerase II-specific; histone deacetylase binding; histone methyltransferase binding.
CGGGGGCAGGCGGCGGGCCGGGGCGCGGGGCCCUGAUGCGGCUGCGGGCGCUCCGCCGGCGGGCCCCAUGCACCCCAGAAUGAAUGAAAUGAGCUUGAGUCCUGUAGGGAUGGACCAGCUGACCUCCUCCUCUGUGAGCAAUGCCCUGCCAGUCUCAGGAAGUCACUUGGGCUUGGCAGCAUCACCCACUCACAACGCCAUACCAGCACCAGGUUUGCCUGUUGCAAUUCCAAACCUGGGCCCCUCCUUAAGUUCCUUGCCCUCUGCUCUGUCUCUGAUGCUCCCAAUGGGUAUUGGGGAUCGAGGAGUGAUGUGUGGUAUACCAGAGAGAAACUACACCCUACCUCCACCACCCUACCCUCACCUGGAGAGCAGCUAUUUCAGACACAUUCUACCUGGUAUCUUAUCUUACUUGGCUGACAGACCACCACCUCAGUACAUCCAUCCCAACACUAUAAAUGUUGACAGCAAUCCAGCAUUGUCAGUCUCCAACAAUCCCUCAGGCCUGGAUCCCUACCAGCCCAGUGGGACCGUGGGGCUGGAACCAGGGAUCGUCUCCAUGGACUCCCGCGCAGUGAACACACAUGGUCCUCAAAAUCUGCAUCCUAGUGACAGCCAUGAGGUAGCACUGGAUACCGCAAUCACCAUGGAGAGCGUUUCGAGGGUGACCAGCCCCAUCUCUACAGACGGGAUGACAGAGGAGCUUACAAUGGAUGAUGUAGCUGGGGAUCCCACGCAGAUCCCGAAUGGCUCCCGGAGCCAUGAACCUUUAGCCGUAGACGCAGUGGGGAGUAACUUGACAUCAGACGCUGUGGGACACGGCGGCGUCAUUCCCAUUCACAGUAGCACUUUGGAACUCCCUGUGGUCAUGGAGCCCGACCACAUUGCUGGGCGGGUGACAGGGAUAUCGGACAGCACACUAAAUGACCCCAUUCAUACUGUGGCCAUGAGCACCAACUCUGUGAGUGUGGCGCUCCCUACCUCACACAACCUCGCUUCUCUGGACUCAGUAGCCUUGCAUGAAGUGGGUCUCAGCCUGGAGCCUGUGGCAGUGUCUUCCAUAAGUCAGGAAGUAGCCAUGGGGCCAAGCCAUGUUGAUGUGUCUGCAGACAAUCUUGCCUUUGUACCAUCAUCUCUGCAAAUGGAAGACUCCAAUUCCAACAAGGAGAACAUGGCAACCUUGUUUACCAUAUGGUGCACACUGUGUGACAAGGCGUACCCGUCAGACUGCCCGGACCAUGGGCCCGUCACCUUUGUCCCCGAUAGCCCAAUCGAGAGCCGAGCCAGGCUGUCCCUCCCGAAGCAGCUGCUCCUCCGGCAGUCUAUCAUGGGAGCUGAGGCGGGUGUGUGGACACGAGAAACCAUUCCUGUGAGGACUUGCUUUGGACCUUUGAUUGGACAGCAGAGCCAUUCUCUGGAGGUGGCUGACUGGACUGACAAAGCAGCCAGUCACAUCUGGAAGAUGUAUCACAACGGUGUCCUGGAGUUCUGCAUCAUCGCAGCUGAUGAAAAUGAAUGUAACUGGAUGAUGUUUGUACACAAAGCCAGGAACCGGGAAGAGCAGAACCUGGUAGCUUAUCCUCACGAUGGAAAAAUUUACUUCUGCACCUCUCGGGACAUCCCCCCUGAACACGAGCUUCUCUUCUAUUACAGUCGGGACUAUGCACGACAGCUUGGUGUCCCUGAGCAUCCGGACGCGCAUAUCUGCCACUGCGGGAAGGAAUGCGCUUCCUACGCGGACUUCAAGGCCCAUUUGAGCAGCCAUAUUCACAACCACCUCCCCAGUCAGGGGCACAGCAGCAACCACGGGCCAGGCCACGGCAAGGAGAGGAAGUGGAAGUGCUCCAUGUGCCCCCAGGCUUUCAUCUCCCCUUCCAAGCUGCACGUGCACUUCAUGGGGCACAUGGGCAUGAAGCCGCACAAGUGCGAUUUCUGUAGCAAAGCUUUCAGCGAUCCAAGCAAUUUACGGACACACCUUAAGAUCCAUACAGGUCAGAAGAAUUACCGCUGCACCCUCUGUGACAAAUCGUUCACGCAGAAGGCUCACCUGGAGUCGCACAUGGUCAUCCACACCGGGGAGAAGAACCUCAAGUGCGAUUACUGUGAGAAGCUCUUCAUGCGGAGGCAGGACCUCAAGCAGCAUGUCCUCACUCACACACAAGAACGGCAGAUCAAGUGCCCCAAGUGUGACAAGCUGUUUCUGAGGACAAAUCACCUGAAGAAGCACCUCAAUUCACAUGAAGGAAAGAGGGACUAUGUCUGUGAAAAAUGCUCCAAGGCUUAUCUAACCAAAUAUCACCUAACUCGGCACUUAAAAAUAUGUAAAGGCCCCACAUCCAGUCUGUCAGCCCCAGAGGAGGAAGAGGAAGAGGAUUCAGAGGAGGAAUUAAUAGACUCCAUGAGGACUGAAGACUGUAGGAUUAACAAUGGAGUCUAUUCAACAGGUGAUGUUCUCUCUGGACACAAAUGAAGAAGAGAGGGAAACUUCCUUGGGUAUUAUAAGUAGGGAAGGAAAAAAACACUCUUCCUUGUUUCCCCAGUCACCAGUGUAUGUCAGGUGAGGAGUUUUCCUUCUGUUUUUGUCUCCACACUACCACCACUCAAUAUAAUCUGUAGCCAGAACACUGAACAAGACUGGAUCAUGCACGUACAAGUGAAGCAUUGCUAAGAAGGAAAUGUGAGGCAAGAUUUCUUUCACACACACUGUGCAUACUUCUCCAAAUCACUCAGAUUCAUCCAGCCAGUGCCAGGACACAUGACACACCUCACGUAGCCCUUCGAGCAAAGAGCCACAAACCAGGAAGGUAGCUGAGGGAUUGCAGUGACCUGUAAGCCAACUGUCCUUAACUGCCCAAGCUGUGACAUGAAGAGAAACAAGGAAAAAAUGGUGGCGGCUGUUGAUGUAUUUUAAAACAUUUUAACUGAAGGAUGUGGUUUGGCAUAAAGACUUCUCAAUGCUCAGGUUUCUGUCUUAAAACAAAACCUUUUGGUUUAAAAAAAAAAAAAAAAAAAAGAAAAAAAAAAGCCAGUGGAAAAAAAAAGAAAAAAAAAGCAAAAAAAAGCCAGUGAAAUCAGCACUUACAUACAAAAUAAUUACCCUAUUACAGAAAAUCAACCAUUGGUUUUUGAAGAACAGUUAUCCUCUCUUCUCCCUCAAGUUCACAGCCCAUGGAAGCAGGUGAAGAGAUAAAGACUGCAUGGACUCAGUAAGGAAGGCGCUUACAGAUGAGCAGGCAGUGUUUACAGUAUAUGUUACUCCUUGUGCUGUAAACCUUUUACCACCUAGAAUGAUGGGAGGGUUUGCUGCUAAUAUUAUUUAUGGAAUGAAGAUUAUUACAUUUGGUUGUUUUCUUUUGAAAUAAUUAAAAAUGUGGCUCUUCUCUAAUGUUCUUUUUUAAUAUUUACAUAUGCUGAAAAAGAAUGUUCCUAUUUAUGAUAAUGAUGAGAGAAAUAACACCACUUUUUAAUCAUCUGCCUCCCAAGCUUUCCUGGGACAUGGUAUGUGUAGGAGCAUCUCCAAGAACUGGGGCAGCUAAAGAACUCUAGAUUUGCUGUGUCACUCCUCUGGCUGUGCUGCAAAAGAAGAUUCAGCUGUGCUCUGUUCUCUGACAAGGUAAUGGGAGGUUCCCUUGGGAAAGAGGCUCCGUUUCUGGCCCUAAAUGGCCCAAGCUUAGCUGUACCUCUCCCUGUACACUGUAGUUCCUAGAGAGCACCCAGCGUUCUUAAAACCUGAAAACACUUUGUCUCUGAUCAGUAUGUGACCAAAAAGCUUCAGAGACAGGUGCUGGGAUCUUGUUAAGUCCAGGGAAAGAGGUGUUGCUUCCAGUAACGCCAUUUCUUCCAAAAACAAGAAGCAACUUUGAGACCUACGGCACCAGUUAUAUAGUACUAGGUGUAGAGGUAAGAGAAAUCACUUACCCACAAAGAUCUUAAUACAUAGCAUUUAUUUAAAGCUUUGAAAAACUUGGAAGUUUUCAAUGGAGAACAGUUGAACAGAGGUGGUUCUGGUACUUACACUUUCCUAAGCUUUUUAUUUGUUGUCCACACAUCAUUCACUACUGCUUGGCAGAGACAGGAUGGAGGCAGGAAUCCCAACACAUCCAGAGUAUUCUUGGUUCCUGCAAACCCAUGCUGAACACCUUCACCAGACUAGAAACAGCUCAAGUAGCUUUAGAAGCAGCCAAUUACCUCAAGGGAGAGGAAGGAAAGUUACAGACCUGCCUUUUUCCCAGCUGCAGUUUGUAGGGACACAAUAUACCUACUUUACCUCACCAGAAUGAACUGCAGUGAGUUAUGAGGGAAAGCAGUGGGAAGAGCUUGGCAGCUCUAAGAAUGAUCCUACAGCUGCUUUGGCAUCAGUGGAUUUAAUACCCAGGUUGUUUCUGCAGUAGGAACACUCUACAGGCACCUUCAGCGUGUGCAAAGGGUGAGUGCUCAAUGGCAGGUAAGAGCAUCAAUUAAAUUCCUGAGGUAAAGCACAUGGUGUUACAUUAUAAAUGCAAGGAAAAUCUUUGAGUCACAUCCCUGGAUUAGGUUCCUGGUUCUGCAAAUAAGGGGCUUAAACUGGUUAAAAUCACACCUAAAACUUUCCUCUGUGCCUUGAAGUGUUAGGCAGAAAUGCCUGGGCAGAGUUAAGAACACAGAGAGCUUUUCACCAGUAACAGUGACCAGCUGGGAUCCCAACACUCACUUUGUGUUCUGACAGCCUCCCAUCCUCCUUGAGUAGCAGCUCCUUAUUUCAGUUCAAAUUCUCUUGGAAUACAUCUGGAGUGUGAAGAAAAACCCAGUACUAUGUGCAACAUCACUAAACUUCAGGUGCUGUGGAAUCUGGAAAAAGAAACCCCCAGUUUUUGUGGGACAGAUCUGGGUUAUUUCUGGUUUGAUAUUGGUGAUAUCAGUGUUAGAAAUACAUUCCAGGAUUCUGCUUGGAGACUCCAACUUAUUGCCUGAGAACUACACCUAAAAUUUAAAAAGUUACAUGGAACACCUUCUAAAAUCUGUAAACCUAGCCUCAAAUUAAGGAUAAAUUAUCUAUUUACACUUGUAA